Symbiodinium sp. CCMP2592 is the source of this 5442-nucleotide messenger RNA. Lineage: Eukaryota; Dinophyceae; Suessiales; Symbiodiniaceae. The record is from the annotation of a GenBank genome assembly.
AUGGAUCUGCAGAGGACGGCAAACUUGCCUGUGCCAGACCUGUACCUCUCAAGGAUGCGCUGGGCCGGAAUUUUCAGGCUGAUGAUGAUCUUGAGUUUUCCAGCCCUGGCCUUUGCGACGACCACUGGUGUGUGGGAAGAGGUCUCAGCGGCAGGGUCCGCCCCUGCCCCACGGGCGUAUGGUGCCACGGCGUGGAGCCAGAGCCAAGAACGAAUCUACGUAUUUUCAGGUCAUGGCCCCAGUCCUGACUUUGUACGACUGAAUGAUCUUCAUUUCUACAGUACAGCAGCAGCCACAUGGCAGCAGCUUACUCCCACUGGUUCCCCACCUGGUAACCGAACCAAAACAGUUGCGGUCUGGAACCCUUCCGCAGAGCAGAUGUAUGUUUUCGGAGGGGCCGGGGAGAUCAACGCGCCGUUUUUGAACGACCUCUGGGCUUACAAGAGCCAAGAUGAUGCAUGGGAGCAGCUUUCUCCCAGCGGCUCUCCACCUAGUGAACGCCACGGCCAUUCGGCCGUUUGGGACGAUUCCGAAAACCGGAUGUACGUUUUUGCGGGUUUGCAGGAUUCGCCACGAAAAAGAAUGCAAGACCUCAGCUACUACCACAGCACAAGUAAUUCUUGGCAGAGCCUUUCACCAGGAGGAACCACGCCGGGUAGGCGGCAUCUGCAUGCUGCUGUGUGGAGCCCGGAUGAGAAGCGAAUGUAUAUCUUCGCCGGCAAGACGUAUUCCUCAUAUGUGAAUGACCUACACUACUACGAUGCCACUCUUGACCAAUGGCAGGAGGUCAGUCCUGGUGGCACAGUGCCAACUAUCAGGGCAGGGCACUCCGCUGUCUGGGACACUAACGAGAACAAGAUGUGUAUAUUCGGAGGCAUUGAUUCCGGUGAGAAUUACCUGAACGACCUCCAUUGCUACAUUCGUUCGACCAAUUUGUGGGAGGAGUUUUUCCCAAUGGCUUCUUCCUCUCCACCAGCGGCGCGUUCCUACCACCGGGCCGUGUUGAACCCUUCCGAGGGUAAGAUGUACAUUUUGGAAGGCCGUGGCGAGAACGAUCAUUGGCAUAAUGACUUGCAUACGUAUCAGAUGUUUCUACCGACCACGACAGGUACCACCACAUCUCUCUCAGUGACGACGACCACUACCGAUUCUAGCACAAGUGCGACCGCGACGACAACAACAACUGAGACCAGUUCGUCGUCAAGCGCAACCACCACAUCCCCAACUUCAACGACCUCCACAUUGACAACUUUCUCAAGUACAACAACACCCACCACAUCUGCAAGUUCAACGACCUCGACAUCGACAGCUCCCACAAGCACGACUACUCUCACCACAUCUUCGGUUUCAACGACCUCCACAUUUACAGCUUCCACAAGUACAUUUGCACUCACCACAUCUUCAAUUUCAACCACCUCCACAUCGACUACAGCUACAAGUACAACCACCGUAUCUUCGACGACCUCAAAAACUACCAGGACAAGUGCAAGUGCCACAGUCCCGGAGACUACCACCACAACCCCGACGAGCACGACUACUUCGACAGCGCAAACGAUUGCAACCACCUCAGGUGCCAGUGCAAGCACAACGACAACAAUCUCUACGACAAGUUCAUCGUCAGGCUCGUCUUCUUCGACGAUAUCCACGGUGACAGUUUCUGCAACUACAAGCACAACCACCACGUUUUCAAUGACCUACACAUACGCAGUCACGACGACUGCCACACUGACAAGCACGACGACGGAGACGACGUCCACCGUCUCAGCGACCACUGCGACCACUACUUCGAGGACCGCGGUCACCACUAGUGGGACCAGCGCAACGCGCACCGGAACCAUGUCAACGUCAACGUCGACUGGCACUCUCACCACAAGUUUGUCAAGCAGCACCUCCAGGACUGCUACCACGACCACGAGGACAUGGACAGUUGCAGACCUUGCGGCAGUCACUGAGUCGUUACAGGCCGAGACAGAGAGCGUCGUGGAGGAGCUCUUGAGCUCCGGGAGCCAAAAGGCCACGACAGUUACGGCGAUGGGCACGGUCACUGCCGUGGCCCUGAACAUCUCAAGCCCAGUCAUCGAAGUCGAGGCGGAAGAGAGCCCAGCUGCCGUCAUCUUGCCGCAAGAAGCCCUGCCAGUUCAGGGCAACGUGGAUGCCGAACGCAUCUUGACAGUAGUUCCCCUGACAGGGGCAGCCUCCAAAACCACCCUUGGCGAGGGCAGCAAGGCGGAGUUCGGAGGGAGAUCCGUGGAGCUCGCAGUGGACGCCGUGGACGUGUCGCUCUUCGAAGUGCUCGGUGGCAAGUCCUCCGAAAUUUCCAUCGAUGAUGCCCCAAGCCCGAUCUUUCUGCGGCUCUCUGACCAGAAUCCAGAGCCCGAAUGGCGCUGCGCCUAUCUGGACGGAGAGGUCUGGUCUCGAGAGGGUGUGCGUCUGGCCUCUGCAGCGGAGAUUUCUGCCCUGUACGGCGACUCCGUCAACACCUCUGGAGUGUGGUGUGCCACAACCCAUCUCUCCAUUUUCGGCAUUCUGAUCGACACCUUGCUCGAUUGCACCAACCUGAACGUGUUGUCACAAGAAGGGCUCGAGCAGGUCUUCCAGCGCACCACCUGGUGGAAGCUCUUGCCCGCCGUUUCCUUGUGGUUGCUUACUGCUGCCCUACUGUUCCUUGUGCUAGUGGGCGUGGCUCAAGAUGCCAAGAUGCGACGGGCAGGCUUCUGGCGCGAUGAGUACUUCCUGACUGAGGUGGCGCCGGUCUCGGUCACGGUGGAGAUGUCACGAGCGAUGAGCAGCACCAGCCGACAGAUGUCUCGUGUGAUGAGCUGGAUGAAUGCAGGAAGCGCAGAGAAAUCGGACGGGGAUGUGGACAGCAAAGCCGAUAGACAACGAAUUCUGACGUUGCGGCCAAGCCUGAGACAGCAGCUGCAGGAGACGUUGCAGUGUCAGAACACCCUGCGCGCCGCGGCGCGACUGCAUGGCCUGCAUGGCAGCACCAUUCAGUCGCACAUCUGGGGUCAGACCGGAUGGGUCCAGGGGAGCCUAGCAGUUGCAAGGUCUCCACUGCUGAAUAAGCUGGUGCUUGAGAUGGAGGUGACAUUGCCCUCAAUGUACCUGGCUGUGCACUCCUCUUUCUGGGCGCGCUGCUGGUCCACCUGCUUGGUGAUGCAUCCCUUCUACGAGCUGUUCCAAUGGGACAUCCACAUCUCUGCAGCCAAGAGGGCCAAGGUUACCAUGGAUAGCUUUCUGGGCGCAUUGGCCUUUGCUGCGAUAUUCUUCUCUGUGGACGGUUCAGCGGUCGCCAGCAGACGACCCUCGGAGUGUCCUGUGCCGCAGGGCUCAGUGCUGUGGUACGUGUUGGCUUCCUCGGUUGCCGUGCUGCUGAAUUCGGUGCCUUGUGGCCUGGCACGAUCGCUGGCGCACCGGAGCUUCGUCCAGGCGAGCCCGAACCGCAGGAGGCAGUUGCGGGUGCGGCUCUUCUGGGACACCGCGUUUUGGGCAGUCGGCUUCUGCCUUUCCAUCCUCCAUCUGCUGAUCAUCGUGGCUUUCCUGGCGAAUUUGGGGGAGGAACACGAGUGGAAGUGGAUGACGUCCUUUGCCUUCGUGGUGCUGCGCAAGUUGUUCGUGGUGCCACUCCUCGCGUGCAUCAUCAGCCUAGGACCCGAGUUGCUCUGCUGUGCUUGCGCGGCCUCACCCAGAAUGGCGCCGAAGAGCUUUGGCCUGGAUAUGGAGCUGCUGGAUGAGCCCAAAGUUCAGGAUGACACGGAGCUGAAGGAGAAGACGCCGUGGGAUGAGAAGGUGGAAGAGUUGGCCGGGCGGGGCAUCACCGUUCGUCAGCUCUUGGACUUCUACAGCUUGCUGGGGUCGGAGGACGUGAUGCCAGGCUUCGACCCAGUCGAGUCAACCACGCACGACGUCGUUCGGCAGGCGAUUAUACCUUUGUCACUGAACAUCCACCCGUCCCGUGCCUUCCAAGUCGUGCUGCAUGGCAUCUCCCAGAGAGGGAAGGUAGUCAAUCUGCACGCAGCAUCCAUCUUCUGCACGGUGCUUCGUGACGCCGUGCCGAAGCCCUGGAAAGUAAGCGUCACCGGUCCCGUGGAGCCUGGGGAAGCCUUCCUCGUGGAAGGCAUUGUUGCAGAAGAGGCUUUGCAAAUUCGCAUUCAGGACGAUGAAGCUUCCGAGGAAGGCAAUGCCAAGAUGCUGACCUUGAGCAGCCGCCUGUUCUGGAACGGCUGCCAGAGCGAGCUGGAGGUGGAGAACGACUCCGGCCUGUUUAUGAGCCUCUCCAUUUCGGUGUGGCGUGGAUCCAGCGUCACCGACUUGGAAGGUUUUUCCAGCGCAGGCGGUGAAGAGGAGGACUUGACGACCUUCGACAUUCCUGCCGAGCACCAGGGUCGGGGCAGGGCCCUGCAGCUCACGAAUCACUCGCAGGACGAUGCUGAAGGUGGUGCUAGAGAGGACACCGGAGACGGAAGGUCUCGGCACGCGCAGCUCGACCUUGCGUACAGCUGCGGCUUGACGGCCUGCGUGGCCUGCAUGGACGAGGAGCCGGCUAGCACGAGCGACCCGCAGGCGUGCAUAUCUCAGGUGGAGCUCUUCGGAUGUUCUUCGAUUCCGGUCGACAGUGACGAGCACAGCACCCCGAGUCAGGUGUUGGGCUUUUCUUACGCGACGAGCGUGAACAACGGCGAGCCGCAGAUGGCAAUUCGGAUGGUCACGCACAGCUGGGGCAACAAGUUCACCUAUUUGCUGAGCGCCAUCUUCUCAGAUGCCUUGGAGGCCGAAACCUACGAUGGCGUGGCAGAUCUCCUCAGGCACGGCAAGCUGGAUCGACUCGCAGAAAAGCUCCGGAAUGUGGGGAAGCUCGAUGUUCCCUACUGGGUGUGUGCCUUCUCCGUGAACCAGCAUGCAGGAAUUUGCGCCACACCUCCGCCCACAGACACCACAGGAUACCCCAUCAUUCCCUGUGGGUGCACUAGGGCGAAGCACUUUUCUGGAGAUCUCAGCGAGAUGAACAAGUUCGACGACAUGAUGGCCUUUUUGAAGAGAUACCUGCGCGAGAAGUCCAUCCGGGAGCUCAGCCACGUUCGGCUGCAGCAGGUGGUGGCAAUGGAGGUGAAUUUUUCCUUGCUCACGCGCGUGUGGUGCGUUGCCGAGCUCGUGGAAGCGAACAACCUGCAUCUCACGCAAACGAUCAAGCUCCACUCGGGUGCAUCCCAGCGGAGCUGCCUGGAUAAGAUCAUGGACCUGGACGUGGCGGAGGCCCAGGCCUCCUUCCCCGCAGACAAAGAGCUAGUCCUCAGCAAGAUUGAGGACAUCCCCGCCUUCAACAACAGGCUGCAGAACCUCUUACUUCACCGCUUGGAGGGUUUCCUGGGCAGCAGGGCCGUGGGCGCUGCGAAUUGCCUGGAUGAGGUAGUCCUCGCCGUCCUUCAGAUAAUGAUGUGA